CCUCAGGUGUGCCCUCACCAUGGCUCGCUGGGGGAUCCUGUGCUUGGCCUUGUGCUCCUCCCUUGGGGUGACCUGGGCUGCGACCCUGGGUGUGGUGUACACCGAGGGCGGUUUUGUGGAAGGCGAGAGUAAGAAACUGGGACUGUUUGGGAGCUACGUCGACAUCUUCAAAGGGAUUCCCUUUGCUGCCCCUCCAAAGAUUCUGCAAGACCCUGAACCUCAUCCUGGCUGGGAUGGAACACUGAAGGCAAAAUCAUUCAAGGAUCGGUGCAUGCAGAUGACGCUCACCCAGACUGAUGUCAAUGGGAUAGAGGACUGUCUCUACCUGAACAUGUGGAUCCCUCAAGCCAGGAAACAGGUCUCUACCAACCUGCCUGUGAUGGUCUUCAUCUAUGGUGGUGCCUUCCUGGUGGGAGGGAGCCAGGGAGCCAAUUUCCUGGAUAACUACCUGUACGAUGGCGAGGAGAUCGCCGUGCGGGGCAACGUCAUCGUGGUCACCAUCAACUAUCGCCUGGGGCCCCUGGGCUUCCUGAGCACAGGAGAUGAAAACAUGCCAGGGAACUACGGGCUGAAGGACCAGCACAUGGCUAUUGCCUGGGUGAAGAGGAACAUCAAGGCCUUUGGGGGUGACCCAGAAAACAUCACCAUCUUUGGGGAAUCGGCCGGUGCCGUCAGUGUCUCCCUGCAGCUUGGAGAAAAGCUGGGCUGCUCCACAGACAACACCACCAUCUUGGCCAGCUGCCUGCGUGCCGCUGAUCCCAAAAAACUGACUCUGGCCUACCACCUGCAGCUGACCAACCUGCCCACUGCCCUGGUGCACACCCUGGCCCUGACUCCUGUGGUUGAUGGAGAUUUCCUCCCAGACAUGCCAGAGAAUCUCUUUGCCAACGCUGCCGACAUUGACUACCUGGUUGGGGUCAAUGACAUGGACGGGCACAUCUUCGCCGGCAUAGAUUUACCUGACAUUAAUGCCCCACUGAGGAAAGUCACUGCUGAUCCCAACAAGGGGAAUUCAGAUGUGCCUGUUUCCUGGCCAGCCUACAGCAGCAAGGGCACUUACUACCUGGAAAUCAACAACAAUAUAAACAAGAACUCUGUGAAGCAGGACCUGAGAUCCCGGUUUGUAACCUUCUGGAACUCGGUCUAUCGGAGCCUGCCCCAGGUUGCCAACAUCACCCAGUCAGGGUUGAUGUUCUGA
This is a messenger RNA of Lepidothrix coronata (blue-crowned manakin), 1198 nucleotides long. It is a transcript of the gene CEL, whose product is annotated as carboxyl ester lipase. Gene Ontology annotation, molecular function: signaling receptor activity; neurexin family protein binding; sterol ester esterase activity. The transcript is spliced from 8 exons. Gene Ontology annotation, biological process: modulation of chemical synaptic transmission; neuron cell-cell adhesion; synaptic vesicle endocytosis. Bases 20 to 1198 code for a protein of 392 amino acids. NCBI's taxonomy places the organism in Eukaryota, Metazoa, Chordata, Aves, Passeriformes, Pipridae. The record is from RefSeq and is a predicted model, not a curated record. Gene Ontology annotation, cellular component: synapse; postsynaptic specialization membrane; cell surface.